GACGAGUCAGACUCGGUGCGCACGCCAUUCCUUCUUUCAUGGCGACCACCGUCGCUGGCGUUUUCGCUGCCGGUUUGUCUCCGUUCCACAAUCGCCACACAUCGUCUGUCACGGGAGGAUUCAAACCGCAACGAAACGUUCGGGUGUACGCGUCGUCAGCGACGACUAGGCCACCAGUUGUGUCAAGCGAGCAACAGCCUUCAACAACCAAUGUCUCCAAUAAUGGGAGGUUCGUGAAUAGCUCACAAGUUGAGACCAUUACGGAAAGCAAAGCUGAGUCGGAGUCUGAUUCGGAGUCACACCGUUUGAGCUUGAAGGAUUACUUUGAACAGUCAAAAGAGUUGGCCAGAUCGUCGGACGGUGGACCGCCUCGUUGGUUUACGCCUUUAGAGUGCGGGUCUCGCUUGGAAAACUCUCCUCUCUUGCUGUUUUUACCUGGGAUUGAUGGUGUCGGACUUGGACUUAUUUUGCAGCAUCAAAGACUUGGAGAGAUUUUUGAUAUAUGGUGCUUGCAUAUUCCUGUUACAGACCGAACACCAUUUUCAGACUUGGUGAAGGUGGUUGAAAGAACUGUUAGAUCAGAGAACUACCGUUCACCAAAAAGACCCAUAUAUCUAGUUGGAGAAUCAGUUGGGGGAUGCCUUGCACUAGCUGUUGCUGCCAAUAACCCUGAUAUUGAUCUUGUAUUAAUUUUGGCUAAUCCAGCUACAUGUUUCAGCAAGUCCCAGCUUCAGCCUUUACUACCCUUAUUAGAAGUCGUGCCUGAGCAGCUCCGUAUUAGCAUGCCUUACAUGUUGAGUUUCAUGACAGGUGUCCCUUCAAGGAUGGUGAUGGCUACGGUCGCAAAAGGACUUCCUCUACAACAAACAGUUGGAGAGAUAUUGGAGAAUGUUAUGGCAUUGUCAUCCUAUCUUUCUGUCUUGGUUGAUAGUUUACCUGUAGAAACACUUCUCUGGAAGUUGAAAAUGCUCAAAUCGGCUUCUGCACAUGCCAAUUCACGACUUCAUGCUGUCAGAGCUCAGACAUUGUUGCUUUCCAGUGGAAGGGAUGGGUUACUACCAAGUCAAGAGGAGGGUGAAAGACUUCGCAAAAUGCUGCCAAAAUGUGAUAUUCGUAGAUUUGAUGACAGUGGCCAUGCCCUUUUCUUGGAAGAAGGUGUUGAUUUGGUAACUGUUAUUAAAGGUGCCAGUUUUUAUCGCCGUUCAACAUACCUUGACUAUGUCUCAGAUUACUUGCCACCAAGCCCCCAUGAAUUCAAAAAGAUAUAUGAACAUGUGAGAUGGUUUGACCUGGCUAGUGGUCCUGUGAUGCUCUCGACUUUUGAAAAUGGGAAGAUUGUAAGAGGCCUUGCAGGGAUUCCUUCUGAGGGACCAGUUUUAUUUGUUGGUUACCACAUGUUGCUAGGUUUCGAAGCAGUUCCUUUAAUAUCCCGUUUUUGGAUUGAAAGAAAUAUUCUUGUGCGAGGGAUGGCACAUCCAAUGAUUUUUACCAAGCUGAGAGAAGGAAGACUGCCUGAUUUAUCAACAUUUGAUACGGCCCGAACUAUGGGUGCAGUUCCAGUGUCAGCAACUAACUUUUAUAGACUUUUCUCCUCAAAGUCUUAUGUCCUCCUGUAUCCUGGAGGCAUGAGAGAGGCUCUUCAUCGAAAGGGUGAAGAUUACAAGUUAUUCUGGCCAGAACAGUCUGAGUUUGUCAGGAUGGCAGCUAGAUUUGGAGCCAAAAUUAUACCUUUUGGUGUUGCUGGAGAAGAUGACAUGGGUCAAUUGCUUUUUGACUAUGAUGACCAAAUGAAGAUUCCAUAUAUGAAGGCUUUUAUAGAGGACCUAACUGACGAGGCUGUGAAAUUGAGGACUGACAGUGAAGGAGAGGUUGCAAAUCAACCUGUGCACUUACCAGGAGUUUUACCCAAAAUUCCAGGCCGCUUUUAUUACUUGUUUGGAAAGCCAAUUGAAACUGCAGGGAGGAAACAGGAACUGAGGAGCAGGGAGAAAUCACAUGAACUGUAUUUAGAAGUGAAGUCAGAGGUUGAGAGAAGCAUUGCUUAUUUGAAGGAGAAAAGAGAAAAUGAUCCAUAUAGAAAUAUUUUUAGUCGGUUGAUUUAUCAAGCAGCUCAUGGUUUUGAAUCCCAAGUCCCAACAUUUGAAAUUUGAUCUUUUCUCACCUGUCCAAGAUGAAUUCCUACGUUCCUCCUCAGUCACCUCCGUGGAUGGACGUGCCCUCUACUUAUGGUGAUGUACUCUACAGCCAUGUGUUUAGCGCAUUCCAGGGAUCAUUCAUUUAGGAAAGAAAAGAACAGAUGUAAAAACCUAGCGAAUAUAAAGAAGUUAACUGAUAUAGCCAUGUAACAUAUCUGUCUGCAAACAUUUAUAACAUUAAAGGCCAUGAAAUGAGAGGCCAUGUUGGCUGAAUUAAAAUUUUUUAUUUGCCCUAGGUGAUCAACACCUACAACAUAGAUGGCGAAGAUGACAAUUUGUGCAACGCCUUGUUUGAAAUUCACAAUAAAUCAGAAUGGUG
Ilex paraguariensis (yerba mate) is the source of this 2514-nucleotide messenger RNA. The record is from the annotation of a GenBank genome assembly. NCBI's taxonomy places the organism in Eukaryota, Viridiplantae, Streptophyta, Magnoliopsida, Aquifoliales, Aquifoliaceae.